This is a messenger RNA of Magallana angulata, 2857 nucleotides long. Its product is annotated as peroxidase-like protein. The transcript is spliced from 10 exons. Lineage: Eukaryota; Metazoa; Mollusca; Bivalvia; Ostreida; Ostreidae. Gene Ontology annotation, biological process: response to oxidative stress. The record is from RefSeq and is a predicted model, not a curated record. Gene Ontology annotation, molecular function: heme binding; peroxidase activity.
CGUUUAAUCAUGAGUUGAAGUAUUUGUACGCAUAUUUGGUCAUACCAUAUCUUUUUAUCUAUAUAAAUAUACAUUAGAGCUUAUAGGGACUUGAACACAAUUUUAGAUCAAAAUUUUAUUUCUUAUUUUUUAGAUACAUACACAUUUUGAAUGAUUUCUUAUAUUUGUUUACAAAUAAUGUAAAGCAUGGAAUUACCAUUUCUUUGAUAAAAUAACUCGUAAGAAACAAGGCAAACUUGUUUAAUGUGCUUAUAUAAUAUAUUAUCAAUAGAAGAAAGCAACAUUUGAAACUUAUACCAAUAUAACACAAAUGUAAACAAUAACAAGGCUCGAGCUUUGUUUACAAAACAAAAAAUUCCAAAUUCUGUAUCUUGCUUAUAACUCAAUAUCUGACUUUUAAAUUUUGAUAAAGCAUUAAAAAUAUUCAUAUUAAUGAAAAAAUAAAAUUCAAGAUUUUGAGCUCAAAUCGUGUUAAAGUGAUUAAUGUAAAGGUAUUACAUUUUUCUCUGUAUUUCAUUCAUCAUCGCUAAAUGCCAUGCAUGUAUGAAUUAAAACUGAUGCAUUCAGAGAUAUGUCAAAUCAAGUCCACACCGACCUGAAAAUCAGCUUACACCAAAUAUUGUAUACGCUAAAUAUAAUACGUUUACAGUAAAUUGUACAUAAUUGUUAUCUCCAUAUGAUCAUCAUGCAUAUAAAACAAUAAUGCAGCAAAUACAAAACAACCUAAUUAUGUUUAAAGCACUCACAAAAGAUAAUCAUACUGCUUAAUGAUCUGGAAAUUUUAUGUAAGAAUGUUAUAUCAAUUUUUUUCUUAAGUCCUGAAAUUGGCAGUUUCCAAAGGGCGGUAUCAGAUCCACAAAUCUUGCAAAGUUUUGAGAGAGCAUGCCGUUCGUACUGUUACGAGAUGCCUAAAUGUGACUUCAGCGACCCCUACCGACGAACAGACGGACAAUGUAACAACCCGAUCAACCCUCUCCUGGGAUCCUCCUUCACUCCUCAACAGCGAGUGGUACCAAAUGCCUACGAUAAUCUGAUUGAUGCCCCCCGUACACGGUCUGUUGACAACUCCCCCCUGCCCAGUGCCCGGACUGUCAGUAACAGGGUCUUCCAGUGGACCUUCAGGGGCAUGACCCCGGUCAGUGCCAAGUACUCCACUUUUCUAACCAACCAUGGACAGUUUAUCAAUCACGAUGUCAUCUCCACACCCACAGAAACACUUCCGACAAACAAUCCUAUUCUAGACUGUUGCGACCCUAUUGGAGGUUCCAUAAAACCCGAGGCCUGCUUCAUCAUCCCUGUUAACACUGAGGAGCGAGACCCCUGGUUUCCUCCGUAUCAGAAAUGUAUGCACUUUGUCCGUCAAGCCGGUGCACCUCCUUUGGGAUGCCAAACCGGUGUCCGGGAACAGAUUAAUGAGAGGACGUCGUUCGUGGACGGUUCUAUGAUCUAUGGAUCAGAUUCAAGUAGGGAAAAUCAGCUUAGAGAAAAAUCUAAUGGAAGGCUUGCCGAGCAUAUUGAAAAUCUUCUGCCCCCACACCCACAAGGCUGUCCGGCAGAAAUCAAGGCGACGAGAGACUGCUUCGUGGCGGGAGACCACAGACAGAGUGAAACACCAACUCUCACUGUGCCUCACAUCACGUGGUUAAGACGUCACAACUUGAUUGCUGACGCAUUAAGGAACGCGACAGGUAUAACAAACGAUGAAACACUUUUCCAGGAGACCAAAAGGAUAGUUAUUGCGGAACUCCAACACGUAACUUAAAAUGAAUUUUUACCAGCUCUCCUUUCUGAUAAAACUAUUAAAGCUUUUAACCUUCGAUCCCGACGGUCCGGCCAUGUUGACAAUUACAAUCUUUUCAUUGACCCUAGGACCAUUAAUGCAUUUGGUGUGGCGGCCUACCGAAUGGGUCACAGUUUGGUCCGGAAUACCGUCGGACAUCUUGGUAAGGGAAGGCCUAAGACCUUUCCUAUAUACAAACAUUUUGAGGUCCCAGAUUUAAUGUAUGAAGGUGGAUAUGAACUUAUGGCUAGGUGGAUGUCAAGGGAACCUAAAUCCAGGUCUGACCGAUUUCUAGUGGACGGGAUCAGAAAUAGACUGUUUGAAAAUUUCAAUUUUUUGGGACCUUCAGUUGAAACGCCUUCCUUAGAUUUGGGAGCUCUCAAUGUCCAAAGGGGUCGAGAUCAUGGCAUUCCGUCCUACAAUGCUUACCGACAGUUCUGUGGACUUCCGAAAGCCAACUUCUUCGCAGUAACGCACGGAGGUUUGGUUAACCACAGCCCACAAUCAGCAAAGGCACUUCAACAAGCCUAUAGACAUCCUGACGACAUCGAUUUGUUUGCUGGUGGUAUUUCUGAAACACCUGACAAUGGCAGUAUAUUGGGGUCCACGUUCCAAUGUUUGAUAGCCUAUCAGUUCAGCCUCUACAAACAAGGUGAUAGAUUUUGGUACGAAAGGAAAUUCCAAGAAAACCCAGUAGCCGCAUUUACCAAAGCCGAGCUUUCUCAAAUCAAAAAGGUUACAUACUCAAAGGUAUUGUGUUCUGUGAUGAAUAAUAUUGGCGUCCCUCAUUCCUUCCAACCUCGAUUGAUGUUGCGAUCCAACAGUCGUGGAAAUUCUCCGUUGUCAUGCAAGAAAAUACUUAGAAAAAGUACUCUUGGAUUCAAAAUAAAGCCAUUUACCCAACAACUCCGAAAGUUAGGCGGGAACAGGAAAGGAAGCUACAGUCCCUUGUCAUACUCUCGCUUGAAUCAAGGCAUGCGCAGUAUUAUCUAUGGGCCUAAUAGUUAAAUGUUGUCGAUUGCAACCUGGUUCUCAUGUUGCACAAUUAAAUGGAAAAUUAAUAUUUAUGAAAAUAAA